GAGAGGGGGGGGGGAGGAGGAGGAGAGGAGGGGGACUCGCGUGUUGACUAGAGUCUGGGUUUUAUUUCAAAGGAGCGACUCCAGCACUCGCUACAAGAUGGACACUCUCGUCAAAGAGGGGCAACUUUAUGUCCAGCACCAGAAGUUCGGCAAGAAAUGGAAGAAGAACUGGUUUGUGCUCUAUCCUGCAAGUCAGAACGGAAUCGCACGGCUCGAGUUCUAUGAUUGCGGAGGCAGCAGCACUGAAAAACCAAGCACUAAAAAACUGGAUAAAAAGAUCAUCCGUCUCUCAGAGUGUAUCAGCAUCCUUCCUGCUGUUACUGAAACCUGCCCCAAAGACAACAUGGCUGCUUUCUGUGUGGAGACUAACGACAAGCUGCAUGUGUUUGCAGCCGAAAAGCACAUCACAACCGAGUGGGUGGAGAAGAUGUGUGAGAUUGCCUUUCAGGGAGGGAGUGGUUCUCUUGGUAUUCCAGACUCCAACGGACAACAGGAGCUUCAGAUGGCUGAGAACCUGAUCUAUUACUCCAGAGAGGAAGUCAAUGAAUUCUGGGUGAGUGUCCAAAAAACAGAAGCAUCUGAACGGUGUGGACUCCUGGGUAAUUACUGGCUUAAAGCAGAUGGAGAAAAUCUGAUACUGAAAGAUCCUAAGACUAAACGGAACCAACUAGUGUGGCCCUACAAACUUCUGCGUCGCUACGGACGAGACAGAGUAAUGUUCUCAUUCGAGGCUGGACGGCGCUGUGAGUCUGGUCCAGGGAACUUCACCUUCGAAACAAAGCAAGGCAACGAGAUCUUCCAGAUUGUUGAGAACGCAAUACGAGAACAGAAAGCCCAGGCCGAGGAACGACACCAGAGCUGUCCGUCAUUUGACGGCGACUGUCCCGCCCUGCAGCAGAUUCGUGCCGCCAUUGCUGAGGGGAACAGUCGAGAACCAGAUGGGGACUCUGGUGGCAGCAAGCCCGGAUCUGCAGAUGGUGUUAUCGGCCGAAGGGAAGGUGAAGGCAAGAAUUUAAAGGGCCGCAGCCUACCAGAGCCCCCACCACCUAUUACAAGCACACCGCCACGGUCUCCUAUGCCUCGUGGGCCAAAAGGUGGAUCUUUAAUGGAGGACCAAAUUAAUCUUUACUCAGAGCCUGCUGACUCCCUUCGAAUUCCACCGAAUCCUGGAGAUGGUCUUUAUUCUGACCCCAUAGACAGCAUCAAACCUACACCCACUCCUAACCCGAGGCUACGCCCACUCGGAGAUGAAGGGGGAGGCCGUCAUCCAGGCAACAAGGCUGAGCCAUUCUAUUCAGAUAUAUACGACCGGGUGACUCUUGACCUAACCCCAAGAACUGGAGCUUUGGGACUUGAUCCACGGGGCAGACGGCCUGCAGAAGGAACUGCAGCAGAGCACAUCUAUGAUGAACCUGAAGGAAGAGCAGGCCAUCCAGCAGGCCCGCCCGUUAUUACAUUGUACGAUGAGGCACGACUAGAGAACCAACCCUGGAGGAGUAGAGGACUUGAAGAACUUAAGGGUCACGAGGUGCCCUAUAAUCCCAGUUUUGAUGAUUAUAGCGUGCCUGCCUUUGCCAAGACAAGUCCUCCUCAGGCUAUGGCCCGGCCUAAAGGUCCGAAACCCCUCACAGCACCCAAACCCAAUAAGGGAGCACUUCCCCGGAAGGACCCGCCUCCACUGCCUCAAGGUAAAGCUGGAGCUAACUUAAACAACAACAAUAGCAGCACCAGUAACUAUUAUGGUGGUGAAGAAGGGACUAUAAAUGGAUGGGGUGUUGGCGGAAAAGUAAGCAAGCAGGUGGAGCUUUAUAGUAAAAUAUCUAAGCACAAGCCUCCAACCAAUGUUUGGCAUCCUGCCAUGCGAACACCAGACAUCAUUUACGACAACUUGGGCGACAUCUGACCCAAAAUAGUGACAACUCAUGCCUUCUGACUGCCUGACUUCUGACUUCCAGUGGCUCUCUUACAUGAUAUGAACUUGGUCCUAGGCAAUGUCAGGCGAGUCAGGUGAGUUCUCUGGAGUCAAAAAGACGGAAAGCCUUUCUUACUUGCCAGUGACUGAGGAAACAGAGCAAGUGUGCUGUUUAGUGUCAUCACAACAGACAAUGAACUGCGGUUGAUGAUGAUAAGUAACAGUGACACGGGGGAAUACCUUCAAAUUUGGAGGAAAGUGGAACUACAUAUUUUACAGAAAACAGAUGUGUCUUGUUAAACACAUUUUUACCUGUGGAUUAUCCAUAUGGUAUAAUUUCUAGAAUAUAUCACAAUUUUGCACUUAUUUUUUUACCUUUUUUCUUUUUUGUGAAUCAAAAUAAGUCUGUGACUUGUAUUUUAGAGACUGCAAAGCACUUAAAUGUCAGGAAAAACUGGAAGGCAAGGGAAUUUGUUGUCCUGUUGUCUUACAAUGCCUGACAAUUCACUCUUGGAUAGUCAUCGUUAAUAGAUUAUAUGGACAGUCGUUGCACACAUCUACGGUACAUUUUUUAUUGAGAUUCUAAAUGUAGCAAUUUACUAAUCCACUGCUAUGUGUGUGUUGAAGGAAGUCAGAAACAGCUGUGCUGUUUACAAUAUGAUGGAAAAUUAUGAUGAUAACAGUAAUAAAAAAAGAUUCAUAGGAAAUCAA
Molecule: messenger RNA, 2623 nt
Organism: Astyanax mexicanus (Mexican tetra)
Lineage: Eukaryota; Metazoa; Chordata; Actinopteri; Characiformes; Acestrorhamphidae
Gene: dok1b
Product: docking protein 1b
Exons: 5
Coding region: 98-1903 (601 amino acids)
Biological process (GO): positive regulation of MAPK cascade; cell surface receptor protein tyrosine kinase signaling pathway
Cellular component (GO): cytoplasm
Source: RefSeq, a predicted model, not a curated record